UUGAGCGUCGGAGUCCAGGUUCCACUUUCCUACUUUUUCGUCUCCACUUCGCACGAUCGUCGGCAUCCCUAGUUGUCAGACCAAAUGGUCUGACAAGGGAUGUUGGAGAAAUCUCCAACGGGAUCAAGUAGUAAUGAAAUUACGUGAGUCAGAUUGCUACACGAACUCAUGUGGCACGAUUAAGAUUCGAACCUGAUUCCUUUAGAUUGACAGGCGGUCUGACGGCGAUCACCGCACAUCAACAUGUAUAUAAUUUUGAAAAAAAAAAUGACACAUGUUAAAGUUGCAUGGACUUUGUGCUAUGACUACGAAAAGUAGAAAAAACAUACUCGUAGGUACAAAUAGAAUCAUAAAUCGAUGUUUACUUUGUACGAUCUUGUGUUAGUUAGCGAUUUUCGAUUCAGGGACACACAUAUCUUGUGCAAAUAAGUAUAAUUUUGCUAUAAUAUUAUAAUAACGUCUUCUAGUUACGUGGAUUGUGGAUUAUAAUAAACAGUCUUGUAUGAAAACGGUGUUUUUCCAUCAAUUUUUGUCGCCCACACGAGACAAGCUAGCGUUUUGUUUAGAUUAGAGUGGGUCGUUGUGUAUGGUGUCUACUGUAUGUUAAUCUAAGUAGUCAUACAUCUAUGGCGUACAAAUGGCUGAUCCUGUGGUCGUUAUGGGCGACUGGUCUGGUGCGGCAGCCGACAGCCCCGCUGCGGGUCAGUUCGGGCUGGCUGCGCGGCUCCGUCGCCAGCGACGGCGGCUAUGAGGAGUACCUGGGCAUUCCAUACGCUACAGUCCGGGAGAGAUUCCAGGCUCCUGGUCCUGAACCUAUCUGGGACAAAGUGUUCGAAGCUGUGGAAGAAAAUAUGAUAUGUAGACAAAAGGUCUCUGAAACAACCAUAGGCACCGAUGACUGUCUAUUCCUAAACGUAUACCGACCACUGAAUGUUCACCACUCAGCUCCUUUACCAGUCAUGGUGUUUAUUCAUGGAGGAGGGUACUUCGAGGGGACCCCUUCCCCAAUCAUAUACGGACCUCGAUACUUCAUGAAAAAAGGCGUUAUCUUAGUAACUAUAAGCUACAGACUCAAUAUUCAAGGUUUCAUAUGUUUAAGAAUAAAAGAAGCUCCAGGCAAUGCUGCGAUGAAAGACACAGUAGCAGCUUUAAGAUGGGUUCAGCGAAAUAUCAAAAAUUUUGGCGGAGAUACAGAUAAUGUCACAAUAUUUGGAGAAAGCGCUGGUGCAGCGUCUGUGUCUUAUUUGGUCCUUUCGCCAAUGGCAAAGGGUCUUUUCCACAAGGCUAUCCAGCAAAGUGGAUCAGCUCUUUGCCCUUGGGCAUACCAGUUUAAACCUGUAUACAUGGCGAGCUUGCUCGCCAGGACCAUGGGCUACCACACCCAAGAUCCUCAUAAACUGUACGACUACUUCAUGAACAAGUCCAACAGUGAAUUGAUAGUCACAAGAGUGCCACGAAAGAAAGGAAACUUAAUUAUAUCAGAGAUAUUGUACACACCAUGCGUAGAAGAUGUGAUAGAAGGCGAAGAACCAUUUUUGACAGAAAUACCAUAUAAUAUCUUGUCUCAGGGUAAAUUUAAUAAAGUGCCUAUGAUGAUAGGAGUGAAUGACGCAGAAGGGAUAACGUUUGCAGAUUUGGAAAAUGACACAACUAUACCUGAAAUAAACUUCGCAAAAUCUAUUCCGAAAGAUGUAUUGUUUCCAACAGAUGAAGAAAGAGAGAGAUUUGGAGAAAUAGCAAGAAGAUUGUAUCUGGGGGAUAGUGAAUUAACAGAAAGUAAUCUAACAGCAAUUGUUAAAUUUUCUGGAGAUGCAUAUUUCUACAAUCCUAUUCUGACAGAGACGGCUCUUAAAGCUAAAACCAGUGAAUUGCCGAUUUAUAGCUUUGUGUUUGCUUACGACGGGUGGAGGAACUUCCUCAAGAUGUUCCUCACGAGAAAGGAGUUCCCUGAUGUGCAGGGUGCUGCUCAUGCAGACGAUCUGUUUUAUUUGUUCUCCAACCCGUGGUUGGGUUCGUUGGGGGAGGAUGAGAUGAUUGAUAAAAUGACAACAUUGUGGACGAACUUCGCUAAAUAUGGGGAUCCAACACCAGCCCAUUUAGACUCCGCCGUGAGAUGGCCACGCGUGGACCCCGAGGACCCUAAAUCACUGGUCCUAAACUCCACACUGUACACACGGCCGCUGUGGGCCAGCGACACCAUUCAGUUCUGGUUAGAUCUCUACUCGAAGUACAGGAGGACAGAGAGAUGAUUAUUGUGAAUUUAGUAAUAAUUUGUAUUUCUUUAACUUAUUGUUGAGUGUACUGUGGAUGUUUGUUGUUGUUUUUUUUUUAUAUAUAAUUUUUUUCAUAAAAUUACGCUUUUAUGACGAUAAAGAAGUUUAAAAACAAA
This is a messenger RNA of Plodia interpunctella (Indianmeal moth), 2389 nucleotides long. Its product is annotated as juvenile hormone esterase-like. The record is from RefSeq and is a predicted model, not a curated record. NCBI's taxonomy places the organism in Eukaryota, Metazoa, Arthropoda, Insecta, Lepidoptera, Pyralidae. Gene Ontology annotation, molecular function: serine hydrolase activity. Bases 627 to 2249 code for a protein of 540 amino acids. The transcript is spliced from 4 exons.